AUGAAUGUUAUCUGUGAUGAAGAAUUUCAUUGUACACUCAAUGGAUAUCUUCUUACAAGAACUUUUGCUUAUAACAAUAGUAUCACAAGUAUUGAUAUCUCGGGUGAAAUUGAAGCCAUUCCUUCAUUUUAUUUCACUGGAUGUAUUUCAUUAGUUAAUAUAUCACUUAACUGUAAGGUUAAAUCAAUAGGUGAUAUGACAUUCGCAUAUUGUUCUCAACUUGCACAAAUUAAUAUUCCAAACUCAUGUAUUUUUCUCGGACAGAAGUGCUUCUUGUACUGUAGUAAACUAGAAAAAAUAAUCCUUUCUGAUUCUCUUUCAAUUAUUCCAAAUCAAUGCUUCUAUUUUUGCAGCAGUUUGGCAAGUCUUGAACUACCAUCUAAUCUUACAAUUAUCGAAGACGAAUCAUUUUCAAAUUGUCAAUUAUGUCAUAUUCAUUUUCCAGACAGUCUUGCUGAAAUCAGACAAAAGGCAUUUUAUAAGAAUGAGUUAUUUAAAAUUGUAUUACCAAAUAGCUUAAAAUUUCUAGGAGAUUCUUGUUUUCUUUCAUGCCAUAACCUUACAAUUGUAGAUUUUGGCUUGUCUCGAAAUAUUUUCACUGAGUCUUAUGUUUUUUGCGAUUGCUCUAAUCUAAAGUUUAUAAACAUAUUAUAUAGUCAAAACUCAUAUAUUGGAAAAUUUUGCUUCCCCAGGCAUUGUAUUAUUAAUAUUACAUAUAAUUCAGAUAUUGAAAACAUCAAGACUUUCCCACCCAUCUUUUCAGGCAACGAAAAUGUUACAGCACUUACUGAAACACAUAUUACUUUUAAUGAGGACAUCAAUUUUUUGAUUCCUAAUAACUAUGAGAUUAUUGAUGAAUAUUCUUUUGAUGGCUGUAAUAAUUUAAAAAGAAUCAUCUUCCCUAUAUCAUUAAAGCAAAUAAUGAAAAAUGCAUUUCAUUCAUGCAAUAAUUUGAUUAGAGUUGAAUUUCCAGAUAGUGUUUUUUCAAUAGGCGAAUCGGCAUUUUCUAACUGCAUAAAUCUUUUUUCAAUAAAAUUUCCGAAUAAUUUCCCUACAAUUGAAACAGAACUUUUUCUUGCAUGCUAUAAGCUUGAAUUCUUAACACUGCCUGAGAAUUUAGAAAUAAUAAAAUCUAGAGCUUUUGGAGAUUGCAAAAGUUUGAAAUCAAUCAUAUCUCCAAGAACAUUAAAACAAAUUGAAACAGGUGCAUUUUCUGGAAAUGCAUUAUCCUCAAUCAAAUUUCAAUCUACACUAAAAUAUUUAUCAAUUUAUAAUUUUGAAGGAUCUAAUAACUAUAUAACUGAAUUUAUUUUUCCAGAUUAA
Trichomonas vaginalis G3 is the source of this 1323-nucleotide messenger RNA. RefSeq names its product ribonuclease inhibitor domain-containing protein. NCBI's taxonomy places the organism in Eukaryota, Parabasalia, Trichomonadida, Trichomonadidae. The record is from RefSeq and is a predicted model, not a curated record. The transcript has a single exon. The coding region runs from base 1 to 1323 and encodes 440 amino acids.